Molecule: messenger RNA, 588 nt
Organism: Botrytis sinoallii
Lineage: Eukaryota; Fungi; Ascomycota; Leotiomycetes; Helotiales; Sclerotiniaceae
Exons: 2
Coding region: 1-588 (195 amino acids)
Source: RefSeq, a predicted model, not a curated record
AUGAGAGCGCCAUUUCAUAGAAGACAAACACGAGUCACUGGGCCUGUGACUUAUGACGAGGUUAGUGCUGCAAUAUUGUGGUCUCUUUUCUCUCACUGUACAAUUAAUGUUUUCCAAGGAUUCUGGUUUGCAAACCUAAUGAUCGGAGUCUUAGAAAUUAGAAUAUUAGUUGAAGUUCUCAUUGACACUGGUUUCGCUGACCUAGUUUCUAACCCAGAAUUACACAACACCAUUUCAGCAUUUGAGAACUUCGGGAAGACAUUCGAUGUGACCCAUAGAGCUGUCACUAAUAAUACAUUAUCUAACAACACAAUUAUCUUCCAAUCCCUCAAUAUCUACAAUCAAACUAUUGGCAUCAUUCUAUCUACCUCUAAUACCACUUCCACUUCUAUCUACCCGCACAAUGGCAUCGUCGAAUUCAGGGACUCCUCGCUUAGUGGUAUCAAUUGCACAACUUAUUUCUACAUCGGAGUUUCGUCCCGAAGGGUCGCUUUAAACUCAUUCUCUCCACAAACAGCAUUUGUUCUUCGACUCUCAGCGCCUUCAAUACCGAUUUGGUCGACGAAAACGACUUCGAAAAAGUUCUGA